AUGGCAUAUAUCUACGUACCAAUAUUUAGAAAUGAUCGUCAUACUUCUGUUAGAUAUUUUUGGGCUCCGACAAUUAUUUACUUGAUUGAUUGGCUUUUGUAUUAUACAACUAUACAUCUUCGAUAUCCAAAAGAACAGACUGACAAAGCAAUUAGAUUGUCAUACAUUUUCUUUACCGAUCUGUUCUUGUCCUUCUUCUUUACCAUCUUAUUUAUUAUAUGUGCAGUAACUAUGGGAAAUGACUUUGAAAAUAUAUUCUUUAUUAUAUUAAUAAUCUUCUAUGGCUGUUACUCUUUAAUGUUGUCAUUAAUAUAUUUACGUAACAUGGAAGGAUCAUUUAAUUUUAAAUUGCCAACUUCAAUUAAAGUUAAUUUUAAAAUUAAUUUCAAAUCCGAAGAGGAAGAGAACAAAGUUAUUGGAGAAAAAUUGAAAGAAGGAGACGAAAAGAAGGAGGAAAAUGGAGUGGAGAACAAAUAA
Molecule: messenger RNA, 477 nt
Organism: Meloidogyne enterolobii
Lineage: Eukaryota; Metazoa; Nematoda; Chromadorea; Rhabditida; Meloidogynidae
Source: the annotation of a GenBank genome assembly